Molecule: messenger RNA, 1515 nt
Organism: Xyrauchen texanus (razorback sucker)
Lineage: Eukaryota; Metazoa; Chordata; Actinopteri; Cypriniformes; Catostomidae
Product: heat shock factor protein 4-like
Exons: 13
Coding region: 1-1326 (441 amino acids)
Biological process (GO): regulation of DNA-templated transcription
Molecular function (GO): sequence-specific DNA binding; DNA-binding transcription factor activity
Source: RefSeq, a predicted model, not a curated record
AUGCAGGAGAACCCAGGUUCUACAGGUGUGGAUGGAGGAUACGCCAGCAAUGUACCUGCUUUUCUUACUAAACUGUGGACUCUAGUCGAGGACCCAGAAACCAAUAAUCUAAUAUGCUGGAGCACUACUGGCACUAGCUUCCAUGUUUUUGACCAGGGUAGAUUUGCCAAAGAGGUUCUGCCCAAAUACUUCAAACACAAUAACAUGGCAAGCUUUGUACGACAGCUCAACAUGUAUGGCUUCAGGAAGGUGGUGAAUAUUGAGCAGAGUGGGCUGGUGAAGCCAGAGAGAGAUGACACUGAGUUCCAGCAUCUCUAUUUCCUCCAGGGCCACGAGCAUCUGCUUGAACACAUUAAGCGCAAGGUGUCGAUAGUGAAGAGUGAGGAGACCAAGGUGCGUCAAGAGGACUUGAGUAAGCUGUUGUAUGAGGUGCAGGUGCUACGCAGCCAACAGGAGAACAUGGAGAUGCAGAUGCAGGAUAUGAAACAGCAGAAUGAUGUUCUGUGGAGGGAGGUGGUGUCACUGAGGCAGAACCACACACAGCAGCAGAAAGUUAUGAAUAAGAUGAUUCAGUUCCUGUUCAGCCAGAUGCAGUCCAACACUCCCAGCACUGUGGGAAUGAAGAGAAAGCUCCCUCUAAUGUUGGAUGACAGCUGCUCCACCCCUCCUGCCUCCAAAUUCAGCCAUAGUCACUCUAUGGAGUCCUUGCAAGAAUCCUUCUACAUCCAGUCGCCAUCCACAGAAAAUGCAUCCUGCUCCACUAGCAGUGCAAUGGCAGGAGGGCCAGUAAUCUCUGAUGUCACUGAAAUGUCACAGUCUGCCAACAUGGCUUUGCAAAUGCAGACAGAGGAAUCAAGGGAAAAGUGUAUGAUGCUGAUUAAGGAAGAGCCAGUGAGUCCUGGGGUGACGGGACGAGGGGAAGGUCUACAACUUCGAUCCUGUGGGGUGUGUGCUGAGCCCCCUGUCCUCCCUGUUGCCAUGGUACAGUCCGUCCUAGAGGGCAGAGGAUCUAGCAUGGGACAGAGAAGGGCCAAAAGGCCCAUGCCGGAGAGACUAGAGAUACCUGAUGGUGUGGGGAACAUAGACAUGAGCCUGGAGGAUCUACAGCUCCUUCUGAGGAAUCACCAGCAGAGCAUGGAGCCCAAUGCUUCAGAUAUGGAUCCCUUCACAUUUAAUCUGCCUUUGAAUGAGUGGAACUUCACAGAAAUGGACCCAAAUCUCAAAUCAGAGUUGGCUAAUGCACUCGUGCCUGCUGCUGUGUCCCAGUACAUGCUUCAGGGUCAGGAAGGAGAGUCCUACACCACUUCAGGCUAUGAGGAACAAUGACACCCUGAUACAACAGCCAGCACAGAUCCCUUCUGAGAGACAACCAAAGGGACCCUGUUGAAAUCAUGGCAUUUGGAUUGCACAUUAGCAAUACAUCUGAAGAGAAGGCUCCAAUUUAUAUGGACAGCAGACUGGGAGGUGACAUAUCAAAUAAACUUUUACUGGCCUGCCCAUUAUGAAGGUCAUUAU